AUGGAAGAAGCGUUGGAUACAGAGCCCAUCACGGUCAUUGCAUAUGAUCCUAAUGAAGAGGAAAAUGCGUGCCCAUUUCCGCAGCUCGACAUGUUUGAAAAAAACACGGAGCCCGCUCGCAUGCGCUAUACUGCCUUUGCAUCUGCAUGGCGCCGUGCGCGAGAGCGGCUUUUGCAGCUUUUGCACACCAUGUACGCGCCGGCGCUGGAGAGUGUGGUGGAAAAUAUUACAAAAAUUCCUAUGCUGCACGGCAAUGUAGUUCAUGGCGUCGCGAUCGACGCCAGUGGUUGCGCAACCUACGAAGGGAUCGCUGCGCUGCUUGCCGACAAGCUCUGCUGCGACAAACGUAUCAGCGUCGCUGUGACACCGUCGCAAUGUACAAACCUUGUUGCGGCGCUAUCUGCUUUUGUCACAGAGACAGUUUUGCAGGGCGAACGCGCAUUGGCAGAAGCGCACCGCUCGACAUCGUUCGAAGCACACGACGCAAAACGCGCCUCCAUGGCCGCCAUGUUUUACACGCACGAGCCUGGCGAUCUCGGUCUGCUCCCUGCGUUUUUUGAUGAAUCGUUUGGUGAAGAAUGGCCGCGUGUUACGCUGCUGCUUGUUGGCGUAGAGCAGUACCCUGUCGCCGUGCUCAACGAUUUCUUACAGGCACUGCUUACUUGGGCCUGCACACUGCCCUCAGCGCAUGCACAAUGGCUUUCUAUUGUGCUUGUAAAUACUGCGCCCACCCCUGUGUUGCUGCACACGCGUAUACCAGAUAAUGAGCGCAACGUGUGGGUGCAGGCGGUGCUCACUCAGCCAGUGCUGCACCUUCUUGACCUUUCGCACAUGUCCUUUCCCGACAAGACCGUGUUUUGGGAAGAGGUUGUGCUCCAGUUUUUUCUUGCGCCACAAACGGGACUGUGGCUAGGGCGCAGUAUGCUUGCGAUGGUGCGCCGAAGGUACUGGCAUAUUGAGGCCAGCUGGGAAAGCGUCGCGCAAUGUAUUCGCUUGUGCUACCAACACCACUUUCACACACGCGCCAUGUCUGCAUGCGCCGACUGUGCCUUUACUGAGAGCCAAAUCGAGCAAUCCUGGACGCCUGAGAUGUACGAUGCGAUGCGCGUGGCACUCUUUGCCGAGUAUGCACCGAGUGCCGCGCCCAAGAUACCCCGCUCCGUCCGCCCACUGCUUCGCGACAAUACAAAACUGCUGCGUCACCUGCCAGAGGUGCGCGCACAAAUGUAUGCCACAGAGACGAUGCGCAUCAUCAUGAUGACCGUACUCACCAUUUUAUUUGUAUAUACUGAUAUGCACGGCAUUCAUGGGACUAGGCUCAGCCUCACGGGAUGCCUGGCCACGCUGCUUGAGUGGGACCCUCCUUUCACGGACUGGGACAAGUGCCGGACCGCAGCAAGUGCGCUGACUGCGACCACACCCACCAGUGCACAGCUCCUUGCCCUUUUGCAGAACUUGUGCGCGACGAUUCCACCCUCACGCAUCGAGUCGAUGCUCGAUGCAAUGCUACUGGCGCUGCAAGCACGUAAAAAUGUGGUCGACCAUGAGAAUGCGUUGAUCAUCGAUGAAACAACUGCGCGUCUCGCGCAUCUCAAAAGCACGGCAGGUGCGCAAGGGACGCAGAGCGGCACAGACACCGACCCGCUUGCCGUGCGCGAUGUUUUUACAGCAUGGCUCACGGAUGCAUGGGCCGAUAUGCGCACCUACAAACCGUCCGGACUUGGCGCAGCGAUAUGGACGUAUGACUUUGCGGAUCCUAUUUCAGCGGCUUCGGAAGGUGCUGCGCGUGCGAGUCUCUUGAUUUCUCUCGACGAGCCUGGCGCUUCGCUCGCGUCCAUGUACGCUGCUGUGGCCGGCGCUUCGGGGCAGCGCCAGUUGGCUGUAGAGCACGAUUGGCCUGAGCAAACACUGGGUGGCUCGGAGGUAGCGGCGCUGCGCAGUGUGCUGCAAGAGGUGCAGGAUGCUGGCGUGCCAGAUGUAUGUCGCGCAUAUGCAUUGUACAAAGACUCGGCAAAGUUUAUCAAUCUUGCAGACUGGUUUGACGCAUUUUCGCAUUCUCUCGAAGCCGACGCUCGGGCAGAGAACACGCCUAUACCAUUUCAGGACGCAUUACAAGUGCGCUUCAGUCUUGCGAUCAAUGAACUUGCGCAUAUGGGACUUUUAAUGCCGACGGGGCGCAAACCCGAGCAUUUGACACGCAUGGUAUGGGACUUGGCGGUGGAUGGCCUCCCUGGAGAUGGAGCACAAUAA
Malassezia vespertilionis is the source of this 2250-nucleotide messenger RNA. RefSeq names its product Origin recognition complex subunit 3 (gene ORC3). Gene Ontology annotation, molecular function: DNA replication origin binding. The record is from RefSeq and is a predicted model, not a curated record. Lineage: Eukaryota; Fungi; Basidiomycota; Malasseziomycetes; Malasseziales; Malasseziaceae. Gene Ontology annotation, cellular component: nuclear origin of replication recognition complex; DNA replication preinitiation complex; nuclear pre-replicative complex. Bases 1 to 2250 code for a protein of 749 amino acids. Gene Ontology annotation, biological process: DNA replication; DNA replication initiation. The transcript is spliced from 2 exons.